This is a messenger RNA of Oppia nitens, 1151 nucleotides long. Its product is annotated as thioredoxin-related transmembrane protein 2 homolog. The coding region runs from base 193 to 996 and encodes 267 amino acids. The record is from RefSeq and is a predicted model, not a curated record. Gene Ontology annotation, cellular component: cytoplasm. Gene Ontology annotation, molecular function: oxidoreductase activity, acting on a sulfur group of donors, disulfide as acceptor. The transcript is spliced from 5 exons. Lineage: Eukaryota; Metazoa; Arthropoda; Arachnida; Sarcoptiformes; Oppiidae.
UGUUUUAUACUGUAAUGAAAAUCAUGUGUUUGUUUGAAUGAUAUGUUAAAAAAAUAACUAUUUGUUUGAAACAAUAAUAUCAUUACAUAAUAGCUAUCAUCACAACAACAACAACAACAACAAUACUAAUCCAAAGAUAUUUUUUGGAUCAUAUUUUAAUUGGUUUGUGUUAUAAUAACAACAACACCAACGAUGGCAUUGAUACCAAUUCCUCACUUGCGUCGACUUCUUCGUCUUCAUUAUGUAACCAAUAUAUUAUUGGCCAUCUCUUUCUUAGUACUCAAAUGUUUGUCACCGUUUUGUGAUUAUCUCUUCAGCGAAUGUCAAUUGGAUUAUAAAGAAACAGAGAUCCUAUUCUUCACGGCCGUUGUGAUCAUAUUUCGGACCCGAAAACAAGGUGCCAUUCAUUUGAUACCAUACGUGAGCACUGCCUGUAUGUUAGCUAAGAUGGGAAACGUUUUGCUCUACUUUUAUUCAGAUCCAGUCUAUGGUGUCUUAUAUCUAACGGUUUGCAUUCUUCAUUUACUUGUUUUGCCGGAACCAUCCUAUGAGGGACCAGAAAAUAUUUAUUACUUAAGAGGAGCUGAUUUGCAGCAAGAAUUACAAAACGACAAACGUAUCGUUUGGUUCAUCGAGUUGUACACUGCUUGGAGUCCGCCGUGUAUUGAGUUUUCUUCAGUAUUUUCUGAAUUGUCCGGCAAAUACGGUCUGGAAAAUCUCAAGUUCGGCAAAAUAGAUUUGGCCAGAAAUGAGGAAACGGCCAAAGAGUUUAGAAUCAAUACGUCGGCUCUAAGCAAACAAUUGCCAACACUUAUACUGUUCAAGAAUGGCAAAGAAGAAACGAGACGACCAGUUGUCAACAAUAACGGAAAAUUAGUCAAAUUUAAUCUAAAUUUUGAUACUGUUGUUCAAGAGUUUGAUUUGAAUAACGUCUACAAAGAAUGCAAAGCAAAUCCAUUGAAGAAUUCAAAAGCCAAACGAAUUAAAGACGAUUAACAACAUUAGUAUUAUUAUUAUUAUUAGAGGGCAUCUAAUUGUUUGGUAGAGUUUUGUGGAUCAAUUGUGGCCAUCAUUUUAUAAGCACAUUAUAGAUAUGCACUUUAAGAUAUAAUAAUAUAGUUAAUACAUAGUCUGGCAUUUUUUUGAAGUAC